GAGCUGAACAAUAGCCCACCCUCGCUGUUCAGGCUCCACUGAUGAUUGGACAAACUGUCCAAAAAUGCAGCUCUACAAUUAGUCAAAGUGACUGUCAGUCAAACAUGACCCUCCGACAGAGCAGGUUAGUCUGGGGCAACAGGAGACAACACUGCACUGAUUUGCUUUCUCAUAGAUUUGAUUUAAUUGAAGGAUAUCGAUCUUGUCUGACUUGGGAAAGCAGAGUGAAUCAAAUGUGAUUUAGUUUGAACAAAACAAUCACAAAGUCUCAAAACAUACCCAGAAUGGUUGCGGGUAAAAAGAUGACAAAAGAAAGUAUUCUUCCAUCUGUGUGUGAAGAUAAUGGAGAUGAAGGAGGAAAAGAAGAGGAUUUGGGUGGAAUUGCGAGCAGGCCGGUCAGCAGACCCAGAAGUGUCUACAGCAGAGGAAGUGUUGAUGGCCAAAGAGUGCCUAGAUCCCCCAGCCAGCAUCAAAGCAUAAGAAUGGCCCAACAGGACGAAGAUUAUACAAAUGAAGAAGACGAGGUGGAUGAAGGUCGAGGCCUCCCAGGUGAUGGACAGCAGCAGGAGGAAGAGUGUGCCAUCGCUGACCAAGAUUUUGACAUAGACCUGGAACUCAGCAGAUUUCGCAAUGAAAAACAAGCAUAUGACCCUACAGGCCAGUCUGCUUACAAAGAGGCUUGUAAGAUGCUGAACGUAAUUCCUGUAUCCUACUUCCUCCGAAAUAUGAAACAGAGUGAAAUCAACAUGAUGCAUUAUGGAUUGGGAUCACAGGGAACCAAAGCUCUGGCGGUUUCUCUGGUCACCAACAUCUCCAUCUUGAAACUGAAUCUGCGAGAUAAUUGUAUGGAGGGAACGGGUGCCGCUGCCAUCGCUGACAUGCUCAAAGAGAACUGCUACAUCACAGACAUUGAUUUGUCAGAAAACCGGAUGGGUGAAUAUGGAGCCAGGGCUCUGUCCAGCAUGCUGUUGGAAAACACUACCCUAUUCUCUCUCAACCUCUCCGGGAACCAUCUGGAUGAGCGAGCGGCCAGACACCUGUCCCCAGCUCUGAUCGGCAACCAGAAACUCCAGCACCUUGACCUGAGUCACAACAGAUUCACAGAUAUGGCAGGGGAAAUCCUGGGUGCUGCUAUUGCCGAGAACACGGGAAUGAAGUCACUCAAUCUGGCUUGGAACUGCAUUCGAGGAAAAGGAGCCAUUGCAUUUGCUGAAGGCCUGGGGGGAAAUAUCUUCUUGCGGACCCUGGAUUUGUCGUACAAUGGCCUGGCCAAAGAAGGUGCCGUGGCUCUAGAGGAGGCACUCAAAAACAACAAUACACUGGAGGAUCUGAACAUUAGCAAUAAUCGCAUACCGUUUGAAGGAGCCAUGCAUUUUGCGCUGGGCCUCAAAGUGAACACAACUCUACGAAUUCUCAAGAUGUCCAGGAACCCAAUGCAGUCGGCGGGAUGCUUCGCCAUUCUAAAAUCAGUUCAAGCAAACCCAGAAUCUGCAGUUGAGUUCUUGGACUUCACGGACAUUUGCGUGGACCAAGAAUUUAAAGACUUACUCAACAGCACCAAAGAAACACUCCCAAACCUCCAAGUGAAUCACAGUGGAAAAAAAGACCUGAAAUGUGUAAAACAUUCUGGACAAUCCAUAGGCAUGUAAAACUGCAAAUGUAUUUUUGAUCUUGCAUACAAUUGAGACUAAACUGAUUUGAAUCUAGCCUCACACUCCUCCAUAUGGUAAAUUGGAUCAAGUCAUAGAUGAUGGAUCGGUUUCUGGCAUUAUGGGAACAAUGAUUCAGUAGAAUGAUGUAUAGAUCAGGGUUUGAUGGCAUUAGUGACCUUACACUUUAAAACAUAUCAAACAAAAUGGGUAGUUGACAUGAUGUGUGGAGCAAUUAACAAGCUAGAAUUUGUGUAAAAUCAUUGUAAACAACAUUUAUGCAAUUCAU
Molecule: messenger RNA, 1938 nt
Organism: Rhinichthys klamathensis goyatoka
Lineage: Eukaryota; Metazoa; Chordata; Actinopteri; Cypriniformes; Leuciscidae
Gene: lrrc74b
Product: leucine rich repeat containing 74B
Exons: 10
Coding region: 285-1649 (454 amino acids)
Molecular function (GO): protein binding
Source: RefSeq, a predicted model, not a curated record